Molecule: messenger RNA, 1506 nt
Organism: Hordeum vulgare subsp. vulgare (domesticated barley)
Lineage: Eukaryota; Viridiplantae; Streptophyta; Magnoliopsida; Poales; Poaceae
Product: aspartate--tRNA ligase 1, cytoplasmic-like
Exons: 8
Coding region: 271-1233 (320 amino acids)
Biological process (GO): aspartyl-tRNA aminoacylation
Cellular component (GO): aminoacyl-tRNA synthetase multienzyme complex; cytosol; cytoplasm
Molecular function (GO): RNA binding; ATP binding; aspartate-tRNA ligase activity
Source: RefSeq, a predicted model, not a curated record
GAUCCAGUGCGGGUGCAUGGCAGAAAGAAAAAACCCACCCCGUUCGUUCGACCCUUUCUUCCUCCAUCCAUCUCCCUCGCCCUCCUCUCUGUCUCGCCGGCCAGCGGCGGCUCCCAGGGGCGGCGCCAUCCAGGGAGCCACCCGAAUCAUGGGAAAAUCCGGUUCCCACAAGUAGACGGCGCCAGUCCGGUCCUCGGCUACCUCGCCGCCACAUCACUUCCCCGGCGGGCCCCGGCACGCUCCUACGCUAACCCCUCGCCACAGGCGCCCAUGUACCUCGGCGCCCUGACGAGCUCCUCACCACACCAACCCCUCGUCACCGCCGCACAUUAUUUCAUGCAGUUUAUGAUCAAAGGGGGAUUUAUGUGUACACAUACACCAAAAAUUACUGGAGUUAGUGAGGGAGGGUCAGCUGUCUUUAAGGUGAACUACUUCAAAGAACACACAGCGUCCCUGGCACAGUCACCCCAACUCUAUAAACAAAUGCUUAUCAACGGAGGAAUAAACCGAGUGUUUGAGAUUGGUCCUGUUUUUCGCGCUGAAGAUUCAAAUACUCACAGGCAUCUUUGCGAAUACAUAGGUCUCCAUGCAGAGAUGCAAAUUAAGGAGCAUUAUUUUGAGGUUAUAGAUUUCGUUGAUUCUCUGUUUGUUGACAUAUUUGAUCACCUGGCUAAAAACUGUUCGGAGAUGCUGGAUAUGAUACAAGAACAGUACCCCUGUGAAAGGCUGAAGUACCUUCAGCAAAAUGUGAGGCUCAAAUACUCUGAAGGAAUCGAAAUGUUACAAGAAUCUGGUUUUCCAAUCCAAGAGCCACAGGACUUAAACAAUAAGGCGGAGCUAAUGCUAGGGAAACUCGUCCUUCAGAAGUACAAAACUGAUUUCUUCAUAUUGUACGAGUAUCCAUUGGCAUUAAGACCAUUUUACACAAUGCCGUCCGCGGAAAAGCGUCAACCUGGUAGUUACAGUAAUUCCUUUGAUGCUUUCAUUAGAGGACAAGAAGUACUUUCAGGCUCUCAGAGGAUCCAUGAUAAGUCGUUGCUGAUUAAAAUGAUAGAUGAGCGGGGAUACAACAAAACAACCUUUCAGCAGUUCUCGAAUACUUUUGGGUGUGGAGCACCACCGAGAGGAGGUUUCGGCGUCGGACUCGAGCGGCUUGUGAUGCUUUACUUAGGAGUGCCGGAUUUUAGAAUUGCUUCACUUUUUCCGCGCGACCCUGGCCGCCUGGCUCCCUGAUUAAUUGUAUUAUAGUUACCUUAAGUCUUUUCCAGUGCCAGAUAUUAUAAUUGAUUCAGCGCCUGGAUCUCUCAGAUUAGUUGUAUUGUAGUUACUCAAGUCUUUUUCAGUGGCGUUGCUUCUCCCUGGGGCCUUGUUUCGAUGUUGGGGAACCAAUAUUGUAGUGGAAUUAAUCCACCCAGGGAUUGGCACCCAAUCCCUGUGGGGGUUGAUCCCCACCAAACCCUGCUAUGUAUCCUCUGUUUGGUUAAUUAAUCCCUGUCAUCCCUCUCA